CAACAACCACAGCAGCUCCAACAACAACAACCACAGCUGCUCCAACAACAACAACAACAGCUGCUCCAACAACAACAACCACAGCAGCUCCAACAACAACAACCACAGCUGCCCCAACAACAACAACCACAGCUGCCCCAACUACAACAACCACAGCCUCUCCAACAACAACAACCACAGCUGCACCAACUACAACAACCACAGCGGCUCCAACAACAACAACCACAGCCUCUCCAACAACAACAACCACAGCUGCACCAACUACAACAACCACAGCAGCUCCAACUACAACAACCACAGCGGAUCCAACAACAACAACCACAGCGGAUCCAACAACAACAACCACAGCUGCCCCAACAACAACAACCACAGCUGCUCCAACAACGACAACCACAAUGGCUCCAACAACAACAACUACAGCUGCCCCAACUACAACAACCACAGCGGAUCCAACAACAACAACCACAGCUGCCCCAACAACAACAACCACAGCUGCUCCAACAACAACAACCACAGCAGCUCCAACUACAACAACCACAGCAGCUCCAACUACAACCACAGCAGCUCCAACAACAACAACCACAGCUGCCCCAACAACAACAACCACAGCUGCUCCAACAACAACAACCACAGCUGCUCCAACAACAACAACCACAGCAGCUCCAACAACAACAACCACAGCUGCCCCAACAACAACAACCACAGCUGCCCCAACUACAACAACCACAGCUGCCCCAACUACAUCAACCACUGCGGCUCCAACAACAACAACAACCACAAUGGCUCAAACUACAACAACCACAGCAGCUCCAAAAACAACAACCACAGCUGUGCCAACUACAACAACCACAGCUGCUCCAACAACAACAACCACAGCUGCUCCAACAACAACAACCACAGCAGCUCCAACAACAACAACCACUGCUGCCCCAACUACAACAACCACAGCGGAUCCAACAACAACAACCACAGCUGCCCCAACAACAACAACCACAAUGGCUCCAACAACAACAACCACAGCAGCUCCAACUACAACAACCACAGCAGCUCCAACUACAACAACCACAGCUGGCCCAACAACAACAACCACAGCAGCUCCAACAACAACAACCACAAUGGCUCCAACUACAGCUCCAACAACAACAACCACAGCUGCGCCAACUACAACAACCACAGCAGCUCCAACUACAACAACCACAGCAGCUCCAACAACAACAACCACAGCUGCUCCAACUACAACAACCACAGCAGCUCCAACAACAACAACCACAGCUGCACCAACAACAACAACCACAGCUGCUCCAACUACAACAACCACAGCUGCGCCAACAACAACAACCACAGCUGCUCCAACAACAUCUACCACAAUGGCUCCAACAACAACAACAACAGCUGCUCCAACAACAACAACCACAGCGGCUCCAACUACAACAACCACAGCUGCGCCAACAACCACAGCUGCUCCAACAACAACAACCACAGCUGCACCAACUACAACAACCCCAGCGGCUCUAACAACAACAACCACAGCAGCUCCAACAACAACAACUACAGCUGCUCCAACUACAACAACAACAGCUGCCCCAACUACAACAACCACAGCUGCUCCAACAACAACAACCACAGCUGCCCCAACAACAACAACCACAGCUGCUCAAACAACAACCACCACAGCUGCGCCAA
This is a messenger RNA of Acanthopagrus latus (yellowfin seabream), 1683 nucleotides long. Its product is annotated as transcription factor SPT20 homolog. The record is from RefSeq and is a predicted model, not a curated record. The transcript has 3 exons. Lineage: Eukaryota; Metazoa; Chordata; Actinopteri; Spariformes; Sparidae. The annotation marks the transcript as partial.